ACAGGUGAUGAGGUGUCAGGUUUCAGUGUUGACGGGUGGCUUUAUAGAGCUGAUCCCGAAAGACUCAAAACGCACGAUUCUAUCUAUAAGCACUUUUGGAAUUUAAAUACUCAGCAACCCGGAAACGUAACGGGCAGCCAUGGCACCCAAAUAUGACGGCUUGUCCCACUGUAAGCUGGCCCUGGUGUUUGCUGUGCUGAUGGACCUGUUGGGUGUGAUAUCCCUGCUGCUGGGGGUCUUUGCUCCACUAGAGAUCCAAGGCAGAGACUUUGGGGAUCUGCUUGUAUACUCAGGAGCCCUGCUGGUGCUGCUGUCCCUGGCAGGCUGGGUCAUGUGGUACAGUGGCAAUAUUGAGGGUCUGACCUCUAAAAAGGAGUUUGGGGGAACUGUGGGUGGAGCUGUGGACCGCCUUGCUCGCUCCCUGAGCCGAAGGAUACGGAUCCCUAGGACUCACAGCAGUCCAACAUAGGAGGUGGAUCCCAAAGACACAGAGAACUACCUGACUGACUUAGACCGUUGUUAUUUCGAGGGCUGUCCUUAACCAGGUGGCGGGCCAAACUGCCUGAGGCAAAGGAGUGUCAUUGCUGUUUGUCAAUCUCUUCACAUACACUUCUGCUGUGGAGUUAACAAACUCCUUGUUCACAUGAAGCAGAACUGUCAGGGUUAUUCAUUAUGUUUUCAUGAGAAAAACAGAGAGCAUUUUUGUCCUCUUUGCUUAACAAGUUGUAUGUGGACUACUCAGGACUGGAAUGUAAUAGGCGUGACUAUAGAUUCCAAUAUAUGAAAAUUAAAAAGAUUAAUCUGUUGUAUUAGUUCGUCGAUUUCCUUUGAAGAUAUUCAUUAAUCUGUUGAUUUAACUGGUACAGAAACACCACUUAGAAUGAAAGUUGCUACAUUAACCACUGAGGACAUUUUUAUUAACAAUAAUCAUGUUCACACAAGGUUGAGUCAGAGCUAAUACUCAAGUCUUAAUUGUCUUUCCAAGAAGGAAAAAGAGCUGCUAUGACAUCAACAUGUGUGCACAAACUUGUAAGUGCACAUAAAUACUGCAUAGGACACUUGAAAGAAUUGCUUUCCCUUAUUUUACAAAAGAUACUGAAAUCAAAUGAAAACAUAAAACAAAUUAAAACAUCCAAACACAUUAAGCGCAAAACUGAUUGAGAAAAUAAAUAAUUUUUAAAGACAAACACUGAAGCUGUUCAUUCAAAAGAUAGGAUAUCACAUAUUC
Molecule: messenger RNA, 1228 nt
Organism: Chelmon rostratus (copperband butterflyfish)
Lineage: Eukaryota; Metazoa; Chordata; Actinopteri; Chaetodontiformes; Chaetodontidae
Product: transmembrane protein 238-like
Exons: 2
Coding region: 140-469 (109 amino acids)
Source: RefSeq, a predicted model, not a curated record